This is a messenger RNA of Bombyx mandarina (wild silkworm), 2354 nucleotides long. RefSeq lists its product as uncharacterized. The record is from RefSeq and is a predicted model, not a curated record. NCBI's taxonomy places the organism in Eukaryota, Metazoa, Arthropoda, Insecta, Lepidoptera, Bombycidae. Gene Ontology annotation, molecular function: protein binding.
AUGAGAGUCAAAAGGAGCGUGCACGUGAGGCUCAUUGCCUUAUGUACGACAUGCAUGCUGCUUCAAGCGAUGGCGUGCCCCUCGCAAUGUAUAUGCAAAUGGAAAAACGGAAAACGGUACGUAGAGUGUUCGGAGAAAGACCUCAAAGCGAUACCCGACUCGCUUGACUCUGAAACACAAGUCCUAGACUUCACCGGCAACGAUCUUCAAGUGCUGCAAAAGGAAACCUUUCACAAACUCAAACUGAUCGAUUUGCAGAAGAUUUACUUGCAACGAUGUCGACUGCAGAAAAUAGACAGCCAAGCGUUCAAAGGUCUCGCUAACUUGGUGGAAUUGGACCUUUCCAACAAUUAUUUGAACCUCGUACCCUCGAGUAACUUCGUGUUUAUCCCGUCGCUAAUGAGACUGUCGAUCAAUAACAAUCCAAUCGCGAGUAUCAAAACACAUUGUUUCCAACAUCUCUCUUAUUUGAACACGUUGGAGCUGAGCGAUUGUAAAAUAGAGACGAUCGAGAGAGACGCAUUCGCCGGUCUGAAUCACCUUGAAUGGCUGCGAUUGAGCGGGAAUAAACUAUCGAAUAUUCAGGGAGAAAAUUUGUUUCCCGAUACGCUGCGGGGGAUCAACCUGCAAAAUAAUAAUUGGAACUGCGAUUGCCACUUGAGGGAUUUGCAUAGUUGGCUGUUGAAUUUCAAUAUGCCGCACGCCGUUGAGCCCGCUUGCUCGCUUCCAGAACGCUUGAAGAAACGGACCAUCACCAGCAUUUCGGAGAACGAGCUGGCCUGCCUACCGAAAAUGAGCCCUACGUCUGUGUACGUAGAGACGAACGCCGGCAACAAUGUGACGCUCGAAUGCUUAGUGAAAGCAAUCCCCGAAGCGAAAAUAACGUGGUUAUACCAGGGACAGAUCAUUCAUAAUUAUUCGACCAUGUCGCCGGAUCCCCGAAUAUAUUACGUCGAGAACGGCGUCACCGACAAAAAGAGUGAAUUGUACAUUAUGGGCAUAAGUAACGAGGAUAACGGUACGUACACAUGUGCCGCUGAGAACUCCGCCGGUCGGGCACGUGCCAAUUACACGCUCAGGAUCCUAGUGAAAGAGGAACCGGUCGUUAUCGUUGUGACCUUCCCACACAGACAUCUGGUAGUCAUAGUGACCGUUGUAUUCCUAAUUAUAGUGUUGCUAAUAGCCAUAAUCGCCGUAGUCAUGUUGAAAUUCAAAACCGAUACGAGGAGUCGUAAGAAAAAGGAAAGCGGCAAGGACGUCGCUUUGUGCAAUCAGAUACUGCCAUCGAGUCGCAGCAAUGGAAACAUACCUAAAAAUAACGGAAGUUUAAUAGUGAACGCGCACUCUCAUCACGCACUGCACUACACGGUACAAACGAACCGUGAUUACGAGCCAAGCGAUGUGUAUCAAAGCAAUAACAUGAAAGGCUUCGUCGACAGAAAUCCCGACCUAAUUAGCGACGCGGAAACAGUAGCAAACAAUGCGCAAAACGAGAACACAGCGUUAUCAGUGUACAAAGCGCAGAGCGUGGGGGGCGACGGGUUUGAAGAGGAGACCGCAUUCACGGCAGCCUCUGUGCCGCGGCAGGUCACGUGGCAAGACCAACAGCCCGUAAACAACAUGAACUUGCCGCAAAACACAUUAAACAAUAUGUACCAGCACUCAGCUGACGUGCACCUCAAUCCGGGCUGCUUCCUCGACAGCGAAGGCUAUCCAUACGAUUACGGUCUACCGAAGCAUCCGUGCCGACCUCCGAUUAUGUCAAAUUAUUCGGUUGUUGGCCCGUUUUACCAGACCUUACCCCACAACAGGCCUAAGAACCAGAAAUUAGUUUGCAAAUUCGCGAAAGACACAGAGUUCAAUACGGCACAGCCGACGUGCCCUAAUUUCGAAAUGUACAAUAUGACGACGAACGUGCGCCGUACCUUAGAGGGCUACCCCGUUCCGAGAAACAGGCAAAUAGCUUUUGUAGGGAACGGCACUGUGUAUUACAAUGACGAAUUCGUUCCUUCGCCACCGGAAGGCUACAAAACCGACCCGAUGCAGUACUGCGCAACCGAACCCUGUCCGUCGUGGAACCCUAAAGGAACUUGUGCGGUCAUGGUGCCCAUGAGUGUAACGGAGGGACCCGGACGAUGUUACCAAGUUGAGACUAGAUGCGUGGACACUCAGACCAGUGCGUCGGACGCUCGCAUGCCCGCGGAAGGCAUCGAAAGCGUCCUGAAACCUUUACCGCAGGUAUCAAAUGUGAAAUGUGCCGGGGAUAUUUGUUCGGAGAGCCCUGACGAGGGCUACGUGGGGGACGCUAACGAUAUCUGACGUCGUCGCAACGAAAACACGUAGGCGGUGUUAAG